AUGGCGCUGAUAGCGGCGGCCCUGCCUGCAGUUGCAGUUGCAUUUCUGCAGAGCAUCUUUUUAGGCCCAGAACUUCAAGAGGAGUACCGACAUUGGGGUCAAUUCCAACGUCUACGUCAACAUUACCAGGAAACCCCAUUCAACAACCACUCAUACCAAGUGUUGCUCCAUGGAUUUAGGGUCUUAUGUGGGGGCACCCACCGAAAAACGACUUGGCUUCUCGGGCCCAAUUAUCGUAUCCAUGUCACUCGAAUCAUCUCUCCGCAUCGUUCUAUUCUAUGCCGAAUAACAUACGUACCAUUGUACUUUGAUCAUAUUCGAAUGGAUACCUAUGAACGCUUCGACUUGUUGUUGCGUGAUGCUAUUACCAUGCAAAUCCUUCUGCUUUUCGAGGUCCGGAUAUCUGAAUGUACAACACCGUCACAAAUUGGUCGUGUGCUCGAUGAAACAACGAACAACUACCGACCGGAAAUGCAAAGUCCUCUCGGUGCCAACAUGGGGAAGGAUAACCAUUCUCAGCUUGACCUACUACGGCAAAAGUGGCCGCCGGCGAGGGUCCUUGCGUGCACCUCGGACAAGAUCACACCUCAGAAGCUUUUUGAUACCCGUUACUCUUUUAUACUUCCACCUCCCACCUCGUCAUACGCCGAAGCCAUGGAGACCAGAUCGCGAUUUAAGGUCUGGGCUGAUAAAGCCGCCGUUGAGUCUGAACCUGGCUUGACCAGCACCCAGCUUAUGCUUACGAACCAUGAUCUCAAACCCGUCGAAAAGGAGCGCCGACAAUGGGGCCCAUGGAACUUUGUUGGUUUCUGGAUCGCCGAUUCUUUCAACAUCAACACUUGGAUGAUUUCAUCGUCCAUGAUUGUCAAUGGUCUAUCAUGGUGGCAAGCCUGGCUCUGUGUCUGGGUCGGAUACAGCAUCACUGGUAUCUUUGUUGCGAUCAAUGCUCGUUUCGGUGCCAUGUACCACAUUGGUUUCCCUGUUGCCAACAGAACCUCCUUCGGUAUCUGGGGUAGCUUGUGGCCUGUACUGAACCGUGCUGCUAUGGCCUGUGUAUGGUAUGGAGUGCAGGCUUACAUUGGCGGUGAUUGUAUCUAUCUCAUGAUCCGCACUAUCUGGAAGUCAUGGGCCAAUGUUCCCAACACUUUUAGCGAAAACUCGGGCACCGAUACCGCACACUUCGCUUCCUUCUUCAUCUUUUGGCUUGUAUCGCUUCCGGCACUCUGGUUCCCUGUCCACAAGGUCCGACAUCUCUUCACUGUCAAGGCAUACGUUGUUCCCGUGGCUGGAAUUACGUUCCUGGCCUGGACCAUCUCGCGCGCAGGUGGUAUUGGCCCCAUUGUAAAGGCAGGCAACAAGGUCCACGGCAGCGACUUGGCCUGGGAAAUUGUCAAGGGCAUCAUGUCUUCUAUCUCCAACUUUGCGACACUCAUCGUCAAUGCCAGUGACUUUUCUCGAUUUGCGCAGAAGCCCAGAGACGCACUCUGGUCCCAGAUGAUCACGAUCCCCUUCGGUUUCGCCAUCACUUCGUUCAUCGGCAUCAUGGUCUCUUCAGCUUCCUCCGUCCUGUACGAAGAGGCCAUCUGGAACCCCCUUGAUCUUCUGGACAGGUUCAUUGACGAUGGAAGUUCGGGCGAGCGCUUUGGUGUUUUCUUCAUUGCUACAUCCUUCGCCCUUGCACAGCUCGGUACCAACAUUGCCGCCAAUUCCGUUUCUGCUGGUACGGACUUGACUGCUUUGCUUCCCCGCUGGCUCAAUAUCCGUCGUGGAAGUUACAUUUGCGCCAUCGUUGGCCUGUGCAUCUGUCCUUGGCAGCUUCUCAAGGACAGCAACCAGUUCACGACCUACCUCUCGGCCUACAGUGUCUUCCUGAGCUCAAUCGCUGGUGUUAUGGUUUCCGAUUACUACAUUGUGCGCAAGGGUUACGUCGAUACUAAGGAACUCUACGAUGCUCGCAAAGAGGGACCGUACUACUUCACAGGUGGUUUCAACUGGCGUGGCUAUGUUGCCUACGUCGCCGGAAUUGUCAUCAACGUGGUCGGUUUCGCCGAUGCUGUCGGCGCCAAGAACGUUCCUCAGGGCGCGAUCUACAUUUAUCAGCUCAACUACUUCUGUGGUUUCAUCGUUUCAUCAGUGAUGUACUGGGCUCUAUGCAAGAUAUCGCCAGUGCCUGCGACUAGCGAUCGAUGGAUGGAGGUUGGUGAUGAGAUCGAUGACAUCCGAGUCGCUUAUAACUCGAGAACUCCAUCAUAUGACGAAGAGAUUGCAAGGGUCGAGGCGCCAAAAGCAGCCGACGAGACGAAACAUUUCUGAUUUUAGUCAUAAAAAGACGGGAGUUUAUCUAUGGGGAAAUGGUUAUUAUAACGAUUGUUGUUGAUUUUGAGAUAUUUGAAACAUAGCAGCUGCUGCUGAAUGACGAAUGAAUAUAUGGUUUCGAACCAAUUGGCUUUCCUACACUUUGGGUUACUACUGAUGGC
Molecule: messenger RNA, 2477 nt
Organism: Fusarium oxysporum Fo47
Lineage: Eukaryota; Fungi; Ascomycota; Sordariomycetes; Hypocreales; Nectriaceae
Product: permease for cytosine/purines, uracil, thiamine, allantoin-domain-containing protein
Exons: 6
Coding region: 1-2313 (770 amino acids)
Biological process (GO): transmembrane transport; nucleobase transport
Cellular component (GO): plasma membrane
Molecular function (GO): nucleobase transmembrane transporter activity
Source: RefSeq, a predicted model, not a curated record